Messenger RNA from Cornus florida, 3306 nucleotides. RefSeq names its product LRR receptor-like serine/threonine-protein kinase EFR. Gene Ontology annotation, cellular component: plasma membrane. Bases 1 to 3306 code for a protein of 1101 amino acids. Gene Ontology annotation, molecular function: ATP binding; protein kinase activity; protein binding. Lineage: Eukaryota; Viridiplantae; Streptophyta; Magnoliopsida; Cornales; Cornaceae. Gene Ontology annotation, biological process: protein phosphorylation. The record is from RefSeq and is a predicted model, not a curated record. The transcript has 3 exons.
AUGAAUUCUCAGGAAGAUCAAGAAGAUAACGGAGUUGGUGAAUCGAAACCCUCGAAAUUUGGUCAAAAAGAGAUUCUGGGAACACUCAAAGUGGUCGAGAGGGACUUCGUGGCGAUUGCCGAGAGCUUCACCACUCUCUUCGCUUCUCUCCGUUUGGCCCUCUCUGAGCUUCUUAACACACUACAAUAUAAGAUAAUAUUGGCUUGUGCUUUUUUUGUUCCAACAUACUCUGUUUACACUCACCCUGUCAGCUUUCAUAAGCACAAAGAUAUGGUUUCAAAGCUAUUAAGUUCAACUUCCCUCCUCUUUUACAUCCUUUUUCAUGCAAGCUUCAUUUUACUUGCCUCAAAUUCCACUUUCGGCUUCGCAAAUGAGACCGACAAGCAAGCCUUGCUAGCCAUCAAGGAUCAAAUUGUUGAAGACCCUUUCCAGGUCUUUAGCUCAUGGAAUGAUUCUAUCCACUUUUGCAACUGGAAAGGAGUCACAUGUGGUCGCCGGCAUCAGAGGGUGACCACCCUGAACUUGUCAUCCUUGAAAUUAGUUGGUUCCUUGUCUACUCACAUAGGAAACCUUACCUUUCUUAGAGAGAUCAGUCUUGAGAACAACUACUUCCAUGGCACUAUCCCCCAAGAAAUUGGUCGAUUGUUUCGCCUACAACAUCUCUCACUUUAUAGCAACUCCUUCCAAGGUGAGUUUCCUACCAAUUUGACUGAUUGCUCAGACAUCAGAGUCGUCAAUAUAUCUUCAAACAAUCUUGUAGGAACAAUUCCUAUCGAACUAGGAUCAUUUACUAAUCUUUUACUAUUGGAUCUUUCUAAAAAUCAUUUCUUUGGCAACAUACCACCUUCACUGGGUAAUCUCUCCUCUCUUCGCAAACUUUUUCUCGGCUAUAACAAUCUAGAGGGAAGCAUUCCUUUUGAACUUGGAAAGCUUUCCAACUUAGAGUUUUUUCAAUUGAGUUCCAACAAUUUGUCCGGAAUGAUUCCUACCCAGCUUUACAAUAUGUCGUCCAUCCAUGGCUUCGCUCUAGCUGACAACCAGUUCACCGGAACCCUCCCCCAAAAACUGGGAUUGACCCUUCCAAAACUACAAUCAUUCUUAUUUGAUAUUAACCAAUUCUAUGGGCCGAUCCCACCAUCAUUGGCUAACGCUUCAGCACUUGUUCAAUUAGAUAUUGGUAUUAAUUUUUUCAGUGGGUCUGUACCAAUUAAUUUGGGCAACCUUCAAGAUCUAGAAUGGCUAAAUAUUAAUAGUAACCGACUCGGAACUAAAAAAACCAAUGACUUGAGCUUUCUUGAUUCAUUAACAAACUGUACAAUUCUAGGAUUUUUAUCUUUAGGUGGGAAUUACUUUCGGGGUGUACUGCCCAAUUCAAUUGCAAAUCUAUCCAUCAAUCUCAACUCAUUUCGGAUAAAUCAGAACUACCUAUCUGGAAUCAUACCCCAAGGGAUUGAGAACCUCAUCAACUUAAAGUUUUUAGGCUUAGAGGAUAAUAUGCUCACUGGAAGUAUUCCUGAAUCCAUUGGAAAAAAUUCUAAGUUGGAAGAACUCUACAUUUCUGCAAAUAACAUCUCAGGGAAAAUUCCAUCAUCUAUUGGCAACAUGUCUCGGUUGAGCAUUCUUUCAUUAGGAAUAAAUAUGCUAGAGGGAAGCAUACCUGUUGCAUUGGGAAAUUGCACAAAUCUUCAAGGAUUGGAUCUUCAACUUAAUCACCUCACUGGUGCAAUACCCGAGCAACUUAUUGGACUUUCUUCCCUCACUGUUGGUCUCUUCUUGCAACACAAUUAUCUAACAGGAGCACUACCAUCACAAAUGGGUAACUUGAAAAAUCUUGGGCAAUUGGAUAUUUCAGAAAAUAAACUUUCUGGAAAAAUCCCAAGCAGUCUUGGUGAGUGUCUAGUGUUAGAAGUCCUGCAUAUGGAGGGUAACCUUUUUGAAGGUACUAUUCCAUCCUCUUUUCAGCAAUUAAAAGGAAUUCGAGACCUAAAUCUUUCUCGUAAUAGUUUGUCUGGACGGAUUCCAAGCUUUCUAGGCGAGCUCCGAUUGAUUGAAUCUCUAGACCUUUCAUAUAAUAAAUUUGAGGGUGAAGUUCCAAAUGGAGGAGUGUUCAUGAAUGUUAGUGCAUUUUCAAUUGUUGGAAAUGACAAACUUUGUGGAGGAAUCAAGGCACUGGAAUUGUCCGCAUGUCCCACACAAAGGGCAAGAAGGCCUUUUGCCCGUAAAGUGAUAAUUCUUGUGACAAGUAUCACUCUUUCUACAAUUUUGUUGAUAGCAUGUGUUUCUGCUCUUUUUUAUCUGAUGAAAAGGUCAAAACUCAAGUCUUCUGCAGAUUGUCCAUUGGGAAAUCAGUAUCCAACACACUCUUAUGCAGAACUCCAACAUGCUACCAACGGAUUCUCUUCAUCCAACUUGAUUGGUGCGGGGAAUUAUGGUUCUGUUUAUAAAGGAAUUCUCAACUCCAGUGAACAAAUUGUUGCUGUGAAGGUAUUCAACCUUCAACUACCUGGAGCCAACGAGAGCUUCUUGGCUGAAUGUGAAGCGUUGAGGAAAAUUCGCCACCGCAAUAUGGUCAAGGUCAUAACAUGUUGCUCAAGCAUGGACUUCAAAGGAAAUGAGUUCAAGGCUUUGGUCUUUGAGUUCAUGCCAAAUGGGACUUUAGAGGGCUGGUUACACCCAAUUCAAUCUGUGCAGCAGCAUCCAAAGAGCUUGGAUUUCAUACAAAGGCUAAACAUUGCGAUUGAUGUAGCAUCUGCACUGGAUUAUCUUCACAAUCAUUGUGAAACAACAAUCAUUCAUUGUGAUCUAAAGCCAAGUAAUGUUCUUCUUGACAAUGAGCUCUGCGCUCAUGUGGGUGAUUUUGGGGUAUCAAGGUUUCUUGGAGCCGUGAGAGGUAAACCCAGUUGUUCGCAAUCUAGUUCUUCAAUUGGGAUUAGAGGAACAAUUGGUUAUGUCGCGCCAGAAUAUGGUAUGGGUGAGGACUUUUCAACCGAAGGUGACGUAUACAGUUAUGGAAUUCUCUUACUAGAGAUGUUUACGGGACAAAAGCCCACCAACAACAUGUUUACUGAAAGGAUGGUGCUGUCAGGUAGAGUGUUGGAGAUUGUCCACUCUCUAUUCUCAUUGGAAGAGGAAGACGUGUCUGAAAGGACCUACCAACUCAACAUUGAUGGAAUAAAAGACUGCGUGGCGUUGAUCCUUCGUAUUGGAGUCAUAUGUUCUUCUGAAUUGCCAAAAGAACGGAUGGAUAUUAGGGAUGUUUUAAUGGAACUCCACAAGAUCAGGAACGCAUUUUUGAGAAGAAGCUGA